Messenger RNA from Canis lupus familiaris (dog), 726 nucleotides. It is a transcript of the gene MRPL14, whose product is annotated as mitochondrial ribosomal protein L14. The transcript is spliced from 3 exons. Gene Ontology annotation, biological process: translation. The coding region runs from base 174 to 611 and encodes 145 amino acids. Gene Ontology annotation, molecular function: structural constituent of ribosome. NCBI's taxonomy places the organism in Eukaryota, Metazoa, Chordata, Mammalia, Carnivora, Canidae. The record is from RefSeq and is a predicted model, not a curated record. Gene Ontology annotation, cellular component: ribosome; mitochondrion.
CUCACGGGGCCAGUCGCCUCCCCGGCCCGCGACCAGUCCCCAGACGGGCUGGGGGCAGCGAGCGGCCGGCCUCAUGCCAGCACCCGCAGACCCUGCCCUUGCACGGGCCGAACCGCUGCCCCGGGCCGGCUUCUGGGGUACUCAGCCCCAGGAACAGGAGAGAAGGAUUUGCCAUGGCUUUUUUUGCUGGGCUCUGGGGCCCCUUCACUCAUGCAAGCAGAGCAUUCAGCCAGCGCAGUUUCAGCACCACUGGGAGCUUCAGUGCAAUUCAGAAGAUGACGCGGGUCCGUGUGGUGGACAACAGUGCCCUGGGGAAUACUCCGUACCAUCGCCCUCCUCGUUGCAUCCAUGUUUAUAACAAGAGUGGGGUGGGCAAGGUGGGCGACCGGAUACUGCUGGCCAUCAAGGGACAGAAGAAAAAGGCGCUCAUUGUGGGGCAUCGCAUGCCUGGCCCCCAGAUGACCCCCAGGUUCGACUCCAACAACGUGGUCCUCAUUGAGGACAAUGGUAACCCUGUGGGCACUCGAAUUAAGACACCCAUCCCUACCAGCCUUCGCCAGAGGGAAGGUGAAUUUUCCAAGGUGCUGGCCAUUGCUCAGAACUUUGUGUGAGUGGGGCUCAGGCCGCUGGCUGCAGGGGAAUUCAGGGGAGGGCACUCUGGGCCCCCUUGGCUGGGGAACAGUGUCCUAUGAAAAAAUAAACCUUUUCAUGAAUGUUUCUUCCUAA